Messenger RNA from Artibeus jamaicensis (Jamaican fruit-eating bat), 3097 nucleotides. RefSeq names its product tight junction protein 3 (gene TJP3). Gene Ontology annotation, biological process: establishment of endothelial intestinal barrier; cell-cell junction organization; protein localization to cell-cell junction. The coding region runs from base 224 to 2971 and encodes 915 amino acids. The record is from RefSeq and is a predicted model, not a curated record. Gene Ontology annotation, molecular function: cell adhesion molecule binding. Gene Ontology annotation, cellular component: bicellular tight junction; plasma membrane. Lineage: Eukaryota; Metazoa; Chordata; Mammalia; Chiroptera; Phyllostomidae. The transcript is spliced from 21 exons.
UUGCCUGUGCUUGUCGCGCGUUGCAUGUUGCUGCGCUGGUUCCACCUGGCACGGGACCUGCUAGCCUGUUGCUACCACAAGGGAGGAAAAGUUGAGCAAACAGGUGGGGAGGCCGGAGCUCAAACCUCAGGUUCCCUCCCCACCCCCAUGCCAGGCGAGCACCCAGGCCUCGGCUCCUGCUGCCAGCCCAGAGGCAACUCAGCCUCCUAGACAGGUGUCGGACAUGGAGGAACUGACCAUCUGGGAACAGCACACAGCCACGAUCUGCAAGGACCCCCACCGCGGCUUCGGCAUUGCAAUCUCUGGUGGCCAUGACCGGCCUGGUGGGUCCGUGUUCGUGUCCGACGUGGUGCCCGGAGGGCCCGCUGACGGCAGGCUGCAGGUGGGGGACCAGAUUGCCAUGGUGAACGGCGUGUCCAUGGAGAGUGUCAGCUCCACCUUUGCGAUUCAGAUACUGAAGACCUGCACCAAGAUGGCCAACAUUACCGUGAAGCGUCCCCGGAAGGUCCAGCUGCCCGCCACCAAGGCCAGCCCCUAUGGCCCAGGACACCAGGACUCAGAUGAGGAUGGGCCCUGGCGGCACGAGGAGGCUGACCAUGGCCGGGGCUACGAGGGCGACACAUCCAGCGGCUCCGGCUGCUCCUUGGGCAGGCGCUCCCACCGGCCCAGAGCAGGCUGCCGGAGCCGGGCUGGCAACCAUUCCAGCAGGAGCCUGGACAGGGGCUCUGAGGUCAAUGGGCUGGCCUUGGUGUCCGGCUUCAAGCGGCUGCCACGGCAGGAUGUGCGGAUGAAGCCAGUGAAGUCGGUGCUGGUGCGGAGGAGGGAGAGUGAAGAGUUUGGGGUCAAACUGGGCAGCCAGAUCUUCAUCAAACACAUCACAGAUUCGGGCCUGGCUGCCCGCAACAGUGGACUGCAGGAAGGUGACCUCAUCCUACAGAUCAAUGGGGUGUCCAGUCAGAAUCUGUCGUUGAGUGACACACGGCGACUGAUUGAGAAGUCAGAAGGGAAGCUGACUCUACUGGUGCUCAGGGACCGAGGACAGUUUUUGGUGAACAUCCCACCAGCUGUCAGUGACAGUGACAGCUCCCUCCUGGAGGACAUCUCAGACCUCGGCUCAGAACUAUCUCAGGCGCCACCAUCCCAUGUCCCACCACCACCCCAGCAUAGGGAGCGGAGCCCCGAUGCCAGCCGAACUGACUCCCCCGUGGAGAGCGCCCAGCUUCGGCAGGAAAGUUCCACGAAUUCCAGAACCAUCUCGGAACCAGACACCCCCAGGCAAAGCAGCUAUGACAUCUACAGGGUGCCGAGCAGUCAGAGCCUGGAGGACCGUGGGUACAGCCCUGACUCUCGGGUGGUCCGCUUCUGCAAGGGCACCAGCAUUGGGCUGCGGCUAGUUGGAGGCAAUGAUGUGGGCAUCUUCGUGUCGGGGGUGCAAGAGGGCAGCCCGGCCGAGGAACAGGGCAUCCAAGAGGGAGAUCAGAUUCUGCAGGUGAAUGAUAUGCCCUUCCAGAACUUGACUCGGGAGGAGGCCGUGCAGGUCCUGCUGGGGCUGCCACUGGGCGAGGAGGUGGAGCUGGUGAUGCAGCGGAAGCAGGACAUCUUCCAGAAAAUGGUGCAGUCCCGCGUGGGCGACUCCUUCUACAUCCGCACACACUUUGAGCUGGAGCCCAGCCCACCUUAUGGCCUGGGCUUCACCCGUGGCGACGUCUUCCACGUGCUGGACACGCUGUAUUCAGGCCCUGGGCAGAGCCACACCCGUGGGGGCCACUGGCUGGUGGUACGCAUGGGUCGUGACCUCCGGGAGCAGGAGCGCGGCAUCAUUCCCAACCAGAAGAGGGCAGAGCAGCUGGCCAGUCUGGAGGCCGCCCAGCGGGCUGUGGGGCCUGGCGCCUCCGUGGCCUCUGGUCGGCGGGCGGAGUUCUGGCGACUGCGUGGUUUUCGUCGGGGUGCCAAGAAGACGACCCAUCGGAGCCGAGAGGACCUGUCGGAUCUGACCAGGCAGGGUCACUACCCACCAUAUGAACGUGUGGUGCUGCGAGAAGCCAAUUUCAAGCGCCCAGUGGUGAUCCUGGGACCCGUGGCAGACAUUGCUAUGCAGAAGUUGACUGCUGAGAUGCCUGACCAGUUUGAAAUCGCAGAGAGCGUGUUGAGGACUAACAGCCCGUCUAAGAUCAUCAAACUGGACACCGUGAGGGUGAUUGCGGAGAAAGACAAGCAUGCACUCCUAGACGUGACACCCUCAGCAGUCGAACGCCUCAACUAUGUGCAGUACUACCCCAUUGUGGUCUUCUGCGCCCCCGAGAGCCGCAAGGGCCUUAAGGCUCUUCGCCAGUGGCUGGCGCCGGCGUCCCGCCGCAGCACCCGCCGUCUCUAUGCUCAAGCCCAGAAGCUGUGGAAGCACAGCGACCACCUCUUCACAGCCACCAUUCACCUGCAUGGCACAAGUGACAGCUGGUACCAGGAGCUCAAGGCCAUUAUCCAAGAGCAGCAAAUUCGGCCCAUCUGGACGGCUGAGGACCAGCUAGAUGGCUCCCUAGAGGACAACCUGGACCUCCCUCACCGUGGCCUGGCCGACAGCUCCGCGGACCUGAGCUGUGACAGCCGGGUCAACAGUGACUACGAGACAGAUGGCGAGGGCUACACAGACGGCGAGGGCUACACUGAUGGUGAGGGCUACACCGAUGGUGAGGGUGGGCCCUACACGGAUGUGGAUGAGGGCCCCCCCACGCCAGCCCUCGUCCGGUCCUCGGAGCCUGUGCUAGUGGACAAACCCCAGAGCCUGCAGGAUCAUGGCAGAUCCUCGGAUCGCCGAGGGGCCCAGGCGGACAGCCACCACCCACAGAGUCAGUUGCGACAGGACAGCAUACGGACAUAUGCACGGGAAGCUGUGAAGAAAAAGUUUACACAGGCCCGAGAUGUGGGGUCCUCUGACGAAGAUGGCUACGACUGGGGCCCCGCCACUGACCUGUGACCACCUCUCAUGUGGCCAGCCGGCCCCUCCCUUUUCCUCCCUGGGGCUGGGUCUUGGUUUCUCAUACAGAACCCCAAACCCUGCCUCCUUCGCCUGGCCUUUAAUAAACAUUUUCACAGCACUGCU